GGAAGGUGCGGGCUCCAGAUUCUGCGCCCACUCCUGCUGCCUGUUACACUCUUCGGGUCCCCUCAGUCACAGGGCUUUGUGGCCUCAAGGGCACAGCCAGCGCCAGCAGCUGCAGACCAAGCCAGCAGCGCUCAUCGGGACUCCCAGGAGAUCCCUGCGAUGCCUCUGCGCUCCGUCUCAGUGGCCAGGUGCGGUGGUCCUGUCCCCAGUCCGCCCGGGUUUCCCUGACCUCCCCGCCCCAUGUCUGAGCCCUCAUGGCGGCCACGGCGCCAGAGGGCUGGCGGCGGCCGCCGCGGGUGAGCAUGCAGGAGCAUAUGGCCAUCGACGUGAGCCCGGGCCCCAUCCGGCCCAUCCGCCUCAUCUCUGACUACUUCCCCCACUUCUACCCUUUUGCUGAGCCCGUGCUGCGCACCCCUGACUGGCUCCCAGCUGCAACCCCAGCCAACGGCUCCACACCCCAACUGCAGCGUGACCCAGAACCAGAGGCAGACUCUGAUGAUAGCACUGCCCUGGGGACCCUCGAAUUCACACUUCUCUUUGAUGCGGACAACAGCGCCCUGCACUGCACAGCCCAUAGGGCCAAGGGUCUCAAGCCACCAGCCUCAGGCUCUGUGGAUACCUACGUCAAAGCCAAUCUGCUGCCAGGACCCAGCAAGGCCAGCCAGCUUCGGACCCACACCGUUCGGGGCACGAGGGGACCUGUCUGGGAGGAGACACUCACCUAUCAUGGCUUCACCCGCCAGGAUGCUGGCCGAAAGACCCUUCGGUUGUGUGUGUGCGAGGACCCAAGGCUUCGACGACGCCGACAGGCACCUCCUCUGGGGGAGCUCCGGGUUCCCCUGAAGAAGCUGGUGCCCAAUCGAGCCAGGAGUUUUGACAUCUGUCUGGAGAAGCGGAGGUUGACCAAGAGGCCCAAGAGCCUGGACUCAGCCCGAGGCAUGUCCCUGUAUGAGGAGGAAGUGGAGGCCGAGGUGGCUGGGGAGGAACGUGGGCGCAUCCUGCUGUCCCUAUGCUACAGCUCUCAGCGGGGUGGCCUGCUGGUGGGUGUGCUGCGUUGUGCCCACCUGGCCCCCAUGGAUGCUAAUGGCUACUCGGAUCCUUUCGUCCGCCUUUUCCUGCAUCCAAACUUGGGCAAGAAAUCUAAAUACAAGACCAGUGUUCGGAGGAAGACCUUGAACCCCGAGUUCAAUGAGGAAUUCUUCUAUGCAGGCCCUCGUGAGGAGCUGGCCAAGAAGACGCUACUGGUGUCUGUGUGGGACUACGACCUGGGCACAGCUGAUGACUUUAUCGGUGGGGUGCAGCUGAGCAGCCAGGCCAGUGGAGAGCGCCUGCACCAUUGGCGAGAGUGCCUGGGCCGCAGUGACUGCCGCCUGGAGCUGUGGCACCCGCUGGACGGUGUGGCUCCCCAGCUCGGCAACUAGCUACCGGGCCUGGCUUGUGGCCUCUCCUCAUCGCAGCCAGGAUGACCCUGGAGUUGGCAGGAAUGCUUGGGCUGCCCCAGCUGCUAUACCCACCUUCUACCUUUCCCACCCCCCAAGUUUUACCUUCAACCAUUCCAAAUUGUGAAGCCAAAAUAAAUAUCUUCUGGCCAGGCCAGAGCCUGUCCUUUCUCUG
Messenger RNA from Heterocephalus glaber (naked mole-rat), 1614 nucleotides. Its product is annotated as double C2-like domain-containing protein gamma. The record is from RefSeq and is a predicted model, not a curated record. Gene Ontology annotation, biological process: exocytosis; regulation of calcium ion-dependent exocytosis; spontaneous neurotransmitter secretion. Gene Ontology annotation, cellular component: synapse; membrane. NCBI's taxonomy places the organism in Eukaryota, Metazoa, Chordata, Mammalia, Rodentia, Bathyergidae.